AGACGGUUUAUUUUGGCACGAAAAAUGAAUUUUGAAUUGACAGAGAUGACAAGGACGUACCUAUUCUCCCGCUAAUCUCGGCAUUUGAUGAGUAUUAUUAUGUCCAGAAUGGCACUCUGACUGAAACAAACAAGCAUGACUCGAGCCUACUCUUUCCUCGUCUCUUUGGUGUUCAUCACUAUGACCCCUUCAACACCGCAGGUGGAAGCCUUCUCCUACCACAUCAACUGCGGUGCUUCCACCGACUCCACCGACUCCUUCAACACCACCUGGCUCUCCGACCGCUUCUUCUCCGCCGGCUCCUCCGCUCUCGUCUCCGAGCCUCUCCAUUUCCCUCUCCCCUCCGAGAAAACCCUCCGCUUCUUCCCUCCCUCCUCCUCCGGCAAGAGAAACUGCUACACCUUCCCUUCUCUCCCUUCCCCCUCCCGCUACCUCCUCCGCACAUUCACCGUCUACGACAACUACGACGCCAAGUCCCGCCCUCCCUCCUUCGACGUCUCUCUCUCCUCCACCGUCCUCUUCAGCUGGCGCUCCCCCUGGCCGGAGUCCACCGCCCGCAAUGGCGCCUACUCCGACCUCUUCGCCUCCCUCCCCAACACCUCCUCCCUCGAUCUCUGCUUCUACGGCUUCGCCACCGAUUCCCCUCUCGUCUCCUCCAUUGAACUCGUCCAAGUCCACCCCGCCGCCUACACCAACUCCAACAACCUCAUUCUCGUUAACUACGGCCGCAUUUCCUGCGGCGCUGCCGCCAAACCCUGGGGCGCCGGCUUCACCAACCACACCGACCGCUUCUCCCGCUCCUGGCAGCCGGACUACGACUUCCGAACAAUACCGGAAGAUCGCGACGAGGUCCGCUCUCUCUCGACGGAUAACUCAAUCUCCGGCGCCGACGAGGCGCCUAAUUACUUCCCGAUGAAGUUGUAUCAGUCCGCGGUGACCACGGAGGGGCCGCUGGGGUACGAAUUGAGUGUGGACGCGAAAUUGGACUAUACGGUGUGGCUGCACUUCGCGGAGAUCGAUUCCAGCGUCAACAAAGCAGGGGAGAGGGUCUUCGAUAUCUUCAUCAACGACGACAACGUCACCAGGCUUGACAUAUACAACCACGUCGGUGCUUUCGCCGCGUUGACUUUGAAUUUCACCGUCAAGAACUUGAGCGAUAACGUCUUGACACUCAAGCUCGUGCCAGCUGUUGGGGCUCCUCUCAUUAGUGCCAUCGAGAAUUACGCCUUGGUCCCUGUUGACCCUUCCACUCUCCCUCUCCAAGUGAGUGCAAUGAAGGCGUUGAAAGAGUCGCUGCGUGUUCCUGAUAGAAUGGGUUGGAAUGGUGAUCCCUGUGCUCCUACUAAUUGGGAUGCUUGGGAGGGGGUUACUUGCCGCAUGACUAAUGAUAAAACUGCUCAUGUCAUAAGUCAGAUAGAUCUUGGCAGUCAAGGCUUGAAAGGGUUCAUAAGUGACCAGAUUAGUCUUUUGUCCGACUUGGUAAGCCUGAAUUUGAGUUCUAAUUCCUUGGGAGGGGAAAUACCACCGGGACUAGGUCAAAAAUCCCUGAUACAAGUGGAUUUAUCCAACAAUCAGUUAAUGGGAUUCAUACCUGAUAGUUUGGCAUCUUCGAAUUUGAAGCUUGUGCUAUUGAAUGGUAAUUUAUUGGAAGGACGAGUUCCAGAGCAACUUUAUUCGGUUGGUGUGCAUGGUGGAGCUAUUGAUCUCUCUGGCAACAAGGGAUUGUGCGGCGUACCAUCUCUUCCAUCAUGUCCUAUGUUUUGGGAGCAUGGUAGAUUAUCCACUCGGGGUAAAAUUGCAAUAGCCUUGUCAUGUCUCUUUGUUUUCUGUGUGGUACUGCUGGUGGCAUAUAUCUACAUCAGGAGGAAAAGGAACGAUUAUGAUUUCGCUCUGCCUCAUGAACUAAUGUCAUUAGCUGCCAAGAGAAAUCGCUAUCAGAGGCAGAAAUCAUUGAUGCUUCUUGAGCUGGAGAGUCAGCAUGCCAAGGGAUUGCCUUCACCUUUUACUCCACAAUAACUGUUUAUUUUUUAAUAGAAAUGGAAGAUUGAAUUUUAUAGGUUUAGGCUAAACAUGCAAAAUUAUUGCUUAGAGAAAGUAAUAGAAUGUUACAGGCUUGCAGCACCCGGCUCGGCCAUGAGGCAAGGCCGCACUAGAAUGAAAGAAAAAAAAUGGUUUAUGGGGUGCGGGUCUGCUUUUCUUCUACAACUUUGUCAUGUCGAGGAUUCUGCAGGAUACUUAUUGCCAUGCACUGUGACAAUAGUUUCCUGAAUCAUCAUAAAAAGGAAUAUACCUGGUUGUAUCACUAGCCAUCUUUUGACGAAUAUACCUGAUAGGAAUAACCCCAUCAAUGUAUACAAUUUGAGCCACAACUUAGUGUCCAGUUGUUCUUGUUACAUCAAUUCUGCUUGGUUCAUACAUAACCUUUAUACUGAUUCAUAUAGCCAAACAUCAGCGAGUUUUAUUGUACAAUGUACCGUCGAAUCUUUUCCAUUCAUUUACCAAGUAAAGCAUGAUACAGAUAUUUUCGUA
Glycine soja is the source of this 2529-nucleotide messenger RNA. Its product is annotated as receptor-like protein 4. The record is from RefSeq and is a predicted model, not a curated record. Gene Ontology annotation, molecular function: protein binding. The transcript is spliced from 8 exons. Bases 136 to 2016 code for a protein of 626 amino acids. Lineage: Eukaryota; Viridiplantae; Streptophyta; Magnoliopsida; Fabales; Fabaceae.